Molecule: messenger RNA, 1572 nt
Organism: Paramecium tetraurelia
Lineage: Eukaryota; Ciliophora; Oligohymenophorea; Peniculida; Parameciidae
Exons: 2
Source: RefSeq, a predicted model, not a curated record
AUGAAUUAAUAGCAUAAAUGUUAAUUAAAAACCUUGGGCUAUGUUAGAAAUUAUCAAUCAGAAUCUGCUCCUAGUAACAUUAUCAACCAUACUCUUUAUCAUAAGUAUGCAGCCUCAUAAAAUUAUUACUUCACAAGAGAAAUCAAUGAUAUUUUGGGUAAGAACAGAACACCUGCUACUAUUUAAUUUUAUGAUGAUACACAAUUUUAAGAAUUAGGAGAAAGAAUGAAGAGAUAUUACUAUAUUAAUGAAUAUAUUGCUAAAAUUAAAUUACUAACAGAGUUCUACAAAUAUCACAACGAUUUGCCUCGGUUUACUGUUCACAAGAAUUUGAUACAAAUAUUGAAUUUGUAUUAUGAUAAAAAGCGAAAACUUGAAUACUACAAAAUAUAAAGAUAGAUUGAAUAUGAGAAUCGAAACAAUCCAAAUCGACCUCCAAAAGGUAUAGUGGGGGAUAAACCAAUUGAAACCCAAACAACUCCGUAAUCCGAAAGCAGUAAUGAUUCAACUAUUAACAACAAUGUUGAAAACAUUCUUCAAGAUAUAAAAUAAUAAGAAGAGUUAAAUUAAGAAGAAAUUAGUAAAAUCUCGAAAAUCCAAGAAGAUUAGCAAAGUGAGAUUAUUCAAAUGUUGAAAGCUUUCAAUCCACAAUAAAUAAACAAUCAGAAAAAUGUUUAGAAGUAUCAAGUAUUUAAAAAGCAAAAUCCUUUAUUUAAAAAAUCUCUAAAGUUAGACGAGUUUGCUUUGUCUCAAUCAUCAAGGACCUAAAGUAAAUGUUGCAAUGAUAUCAGAGUUCCUUUAUCAACUAGAUUUACUACAGACUCCGUCAGUAAGGUACUUAAGACAUCUUAAGAGAGAACUAAAGAAAAUAAUGUUCAAAAGGAAAGCUUAAUUUCAUUGUUUAAUAAAUAUUCUAAAUUAAGCAGAGCUAGACUUGAAAAUAAAGUGGAUUAAACCAAAGAAACCAAAAAUUCAAUACCUGAAAUGAAAUAGCUAGAACUUAAAAUAAUGAAAUCAAUCAAGGAUAUGGGAAAGAACACUCCAAAAUCAUAAAGGAAUAAAUGUGUCUAAAAUAACAAAGGAUUGCAUUAAAUAUUAAGUAAAGUUAAUAAGGCAGAUUCAUUUAAAGAAAUUAAUAGAACUUCCUUACUAAAGAGUUGUUCUAAUCGAUCAAUUAAAGUAACUAACUAAUUAGAUUGUUACAAAAAUCAAACGAAUUUUAACAGUGUUUUAAAUCCAAUCUCAUCCUCAAAUAAUCCCUAUGAAUAAAAGAGAAGCAAAGAUAAACAGCAAUCAAAAUUAAAAGCAAAUGAUCUAAAAAAGUUGAUGAUUUACAAAUUAGAAAAGAAUUCUAAUAAAGAAAAAACAUAAAAAAAUAUUCCAAAAUUAAACCUGCAAACAAUUAAUAAUUUUAAUAAUCUUUAAACUAGCUUAACAUUUAGGACUUAAACUAGUUCUGCUUAACAAUUGACUCCAAAACCUUUAACAGUGAGAUGCAGAAUUAAUAAUCUAAUUCAUUGGUAAGUGAAAGCAUUAUAACAAAAUGUUAAUAAUAACUCUUAAUAAAAAUGA